This is a messenger RNA of Pteronotus mesoamericanus, 3750 nucleotides long. Its product is annotated as optic atrophy 3 protein-like. Gene Ontology annotation, cellular component: mitochondrion. Bases 47 to 613 code for a protein of 188 amino acids. Gene Ontology annotation, biological process: regulation of lipid metabolic process. The transcript has 2 exons. The record is from RefSeq and is a predicted model, not a curated record. Lineage: Eukaryota; Metazoa; Chordata; Mammalia; Chiroptera; Mormoopidae.
GCCCCGCCCAGAAAGCCUGGUAGCGCGUCCCCGUGCGACCGCCAAGAUGGUGGUCGGUGCGUUCCCUAUGGCGAAGCUGCUAUACUUGGGCAUCCGGCAGGUCAGCAAGCCGCUUGCCAACCGCAUUAAGGAGGCCGCCCGCCGAAGCGAGUUCUUCAAGACCUAUGUCUGCCUCCCGCCGGCUCAGCUGUACCACUGGGUGGAGAUGCGGACCAAGAUGCGCAUCAUGGGCUUCCGGGGCACAGCCAUCAAGCCGCUGAACGAGGAGGCGGCCGCCGAGCUGGGCGCCGAACUCCUGGGCGAGGCCACCAUCUUCAUCGUGGGCGGUGGCUGCCUGGUGCUGGAGUACUGGCGCCACCAGGCGCAGCAGCGCCACAAGGAGGAGGAGCAGCGCGCCGCCUGGGACGCGAUGCAGGACGAGGUGGGCCGCCUGGCGCUGGCUGUCGAGGCGCUGCAGACGCAGGUGCAGCAGGCGGUGGCACCGAGCGCCCUGGAAGAGCUGCGGGCGCAGAUGCAGGAGGUGCGCGCCCAGCUCUACGUCAGGGAGGGGGGUGCGCGGUCCACGCCCAAGGCAGUGUCUGCGUCGGAGAAACAGGCAGCUGCUGAAGCCUGAACUUGGAUAUGGCCCUGUGUGCCCUAAUGUGGCCUCCUUUCCGCAAUACCCAGCCUGUGCGGGCCCAGCGGAAACCACCGGAAUCUUGAUGAACUUGGUCUUUGGUCACCCGCUACUGACCAAUGGUACGUUCCACUGGGACUGUCCCCUCCAACCUGUAGCUCAUUGGUACAGCCCGCAGUACUCGCCUCUCCAUCCCCGUCCCAAACCACACGGACCGAACAAGGUCCCAGACUGCAGGACAGCACGCCCACCCUUCUGGCGGAAGAAGAAAAGAAGUUGGACUUGAGCCGAAUCAACCUGUCAAGCUCCCCAUUUACCUGAUCGGUGUUACCUUUCCCUGGGACACUCGUCCGUUACACCGAACACCCCCUUUUACCAGUUGGUACAGACCAUUCAUUGUCAGACACGCAGUGUCUUUCAGUGGGCCUCUGUCCCUCUCGCCCUCUAAGGUGGGCUGUAGUCGGGCACCACCCCUCUCUUUGAGGGGGAGAGGAAGGCUUGCCAUCUAUCCACUGAAUAUCUUUUCUUAACCUGAUCCAUGAGAUACCUUCUCUUCAGUCCCCAGGAGGAAUAUUUCAACAGAACCCCCUCAUCCUUCAGUCUGUGGCACAACCCACGGGAAUGGCUAUGCUGGUCUCACACGAUGCCCUCCCAACCCCCCUUAUGUGGUGGAGAAAUUUAUCGUGCCUAAGGCUAAUUCAGCCUUUCUUUCAGUCUACUCGUCCCCAGAGUCCCUGGGCCUUUCCUGACUCGGCCUUUCCUAAUGUCUCCUUCAGUGGCCUCUUCCAGGCAGCUGCAGCCGUGGAUUCGAUGAUCGCAUCUCCCACGCUGCAUUUAAAUGGGUUCACCUGUGUGCUUUUGCCCACCUGCCCUGGAGCCGCGGCCCCGCGGUCCGGCAGCCCCUCUUCAUGCAGUGGUACCUCCUGCCUCCGCAAGCCCCAAGAGCCCCCUCACUGGUCUUGGCCCCUAGUUGGUCUUACCUUCUUUAGUAAUUUCCUGGGGCUGCCGUAACAAAUUACCACAAACUUGGUGGCUUAAAACAACAAGGAUUUAUUCUCUCCCAGAUCUAGAGGCCACCGACCCAAAAUCAAGUGUCAGCAGGGUCACAGUCCCUCCAAAAACUCUACUGGAGAAGGAUCCUUCCCUGUCUCAUCCUCCAGCUCCUGGUGUCUCCAGGUGUUCCUAUAAAGACACUCAGUUAUUGGAUUUAGGACCACCCUCAAUCUAGGAAGGACUCCUUUUUAUUUUAUUUUUUUAAAGAUUUUAAUUGUCUUUAGAGAGGGGAAGAGAGGAAGACAUGGAAACAUCAAUGUGUGUUGCCUCUUGUGCGCCCCCUACUGGGGUCCUGAGGCAUGUGCCUUAGGCGGGGAAUUAAACCGGAGACCCUUUGACUUGCAAGCUGGCACUCAGUCCGCUGAGCCACAGCAGCCAGAGCUAGGCAAGACCCUUUUUGCAAAUAAACUCCAAUUCACAAGUUCAAUGGGUAAGGAUGUAAACAUCUUUUUUGGGGGUGGGGGUUACCAUUCAACCCACUACACCUCCCCCAGCCCAGGAGUGUGCUUGGACUCCUGCCAACCCCGUGGAACAUUCGGACUUCCCCACAUAAGAGGAACAGUCCAGGAACUAGCCUUCACUUCUUGGUUUCUCUUCCAGAACUCACCACAGAAGCAGGGAGGGGUGUGGGCCCCACCAGCCUGUUCCAUUUUUCAGACUGUAGGUGUCUCCCAAUUAAAGGAGGAAAUCAUUUUAAGGAUGUGUUUGAGAACCAUUGUAUGGAUUUCCAGAAUGGAUACAAAGCUCAUUUAAAUUAGGAGAGAAGCUGAGAGAGAUCGGAUGGGGUGAAUGAAUCGAGAGUCAUCCUAUGAACUCUCCCAGAAGGGGAAACAGGCUCAGGGACUUGCCCAAGGUUGUGAAGCCAGUGAGGGGCGGGAGUCAGGGGCACAGAGGGCAGGGGGAACCAGAGAGGAACCCAGGUUAAUUUGGGUGCAGGGUGCCGGAGUACAGGUGCAGAGCAAGGAGGAAGACGAGGGAGGAAGAUCAGUGGGAGAAAGGGGGGAAUCUCUACAGAGACCCCAGAGGCAGUGUUCGGAGUGGAUGGCCUGUCCCCUAUCAGAGCAGCCAUGGGGCACCUGAGAUCUUCGCAGUCAUUGACGGCGCUUAGAUUCAUCUCACCUGGGCGAUGGGAGAGGCGGAUUCCCUCCCUGCCGCUUCCUUACUUCACUUCCCUGGGGGGUUAAAAAUGACCUGGACACAAGACCUGAUAGAAAACCGGGAACAGGUUCUGAAAUGUCUAAUCCUUUGUAGAAGAAGGGGAGAAGCUGGUGUAGAGGGAGCCAAGGAGAUGGGUCCUGGGUGGAUUUUUUUUUUUUUUAAGUAGGUGUGACCUGAGCAGGUUCAAUGAUUCAAUGAUGAGGUGAAAUGAAGGCAAGAGAUACCACUGCGUGAAAGGCGGGUGGACGGAGAAGCCAGGUGAGCGGGCUCAGCGCCUGGUUCCCAUUGUUACCCCUGAGUGGUUCACGGCGCUGUCACAGCUCUGGAGCGCGGGUUGCUGGCCGCCAGGGACAGUGACUGCAAGCGCCCCACCCCAUCGUGUCAAUAAACAGCAGUCAGGUGGAAUUCAUUGAGCUCUGGAAAGGUGCUGAGCAUUGUUCUAAAUGCUUUGUGCAACCCCAAUUAACUGUUUUGUUUAUGAAGAAACUAAGGCAUACAGAGGGAAAGUCACAUGCCCGAGGCCACACAAGCAGGAAGGAGACAGAGGUGGGACAUCAUGAAGAUGGGCAGUCGGGGCCAGAGCCCGAGCCCCUAACCCCUGCGCCAUCCUGGCCCCGAGGCAGUGCUGCACUCACGUCUGUGAGGCUGGAAACUCGGCCCUACGAGUCCUGGCACGUGGCCAGUCCUGUGGGAUGCAGCGGCUUCACCCACUGGGUGGGGCAUGGGAUCAGGGGGCGUGAAGUGUGAAGAGCCCCCUCUCAGAAGGCCCGAGGCCAGGCAAUGGACGGCUCAGGUUCAUCACUCUGAAUUCCCAACUAGCAAAAAUUCUGUAUGCAUGUGUGACUCGGGGAGAGGGGUUAGAAUAAAUUUGUAAUUCAACUUGGUUGUCUUCAAGUUGCUCCCUUUAUUUUUUUCAUAUUUGA